CCGCCCGGGCUGAGGGUGUCCAAGGGGCGCAGAGCCCUGGGGUGCCCAGUCCCAGGAGAGCCGCUCUCUGAGGAGGAAGCAGCUCCCUGGCUCUGUCUGCGCCAGACGCCGAUAGCGAUAGCGGCCGACAGCGACAGACGACGAGAGCGACGAGGGCAAAGCCAACUCCAACUCCCGGUCCCACAGCCCCUUGCCCAGCUGGCUGGAAGCCCCCAGCGGGCAGUGGUCGGGGGCAGUGGGCAGCUCAGUCCUGCCACUGGCACAGGCUGAGGAGGAGGAGAGGCCCCUCGCUGACAUGGACCGAGAGCUUUCCCGGAGGGAAGGUACACAAGAGACAUCCCAGAGAGAAGGACCAGGAGUCCAAGAAAUGUCCCGGCAGGGAGCCAGGAGCAGCCAAGAGCUGUACCAAGGCCAGAGUCCCACGGAGGCCGAGCCGGCAGCUGCUGCCCCGGCAGGAGCUGCUGAGGAGGAGGAGCCCCCCGAGGCUCUCCUGUCCCAAGAGGAAGAUUUGGGAGACCAAGAGUUGUUCCCGGGGGAGGACGAUGUGAGCUCCAGUUCUGGGGAGAAGCCUGUGGGCACAGUGAAGGAGGAGGCCACGCAGACUUGUCCCUCAUCCUGUGACAAGGAGCUGUCCCAGGUUAAAGAGGCCAUCGAGCUCUCUGCAGGGGACAGCAACACUGAGCCAGAGCUGUCCAAAGGGGAAGAGGCAAUCAAGGACAUUCCAUGGGACAGCAAAACUGACCAGAUGCUGUCCCCAGUGGAAGACAACAUUGAGGUUGUUCCAGAGGAUGGCAAAAGUGACCAGGAGCUGUCCUCAGUGGAAGAGGACAUCGAGGGCAUUCCAAAGGACAGCAAGAGUGACAAGGAGGUGUUCUCAGUGGAAGCACUCAUCGAGGCUGUUCCAGAGGAUGGCACGAGUGACCAGGAGCUGUCCUCAGUGGAACUGGCCAUCGAGGGCAUUCCAUGGGACAGCAUGAGUGACAAGGAGCUGUCCUCAGUGGAAGAGGACAUCGAGGGCAUUCCAGAGGACGGCAUGAGUGACAAAGAGCUGUCUUCAGUGGGAGAGGACAUCGAGGACAUUCCAUGGGACAGCACAAGUGACAAGGAGCUGUCCUCAGUGGAAGAGGACAUCGAGGGCAUUCCAGAGGACAGCAAGAGUGACAAAGAGCCGUCCUCAGUGGAAGAGGCCACUGAAGGCAUUCCAGAGGAGAGCACGAGUGGCAAGGAGCUGUCCGAAGGGGAAGUGGCCAUCGAGGGCAUUCCAGAGGAGAGCACGAGCGGCAAGGAGCUGUCCGAAGGGGAAGAGGCCAUCGAGGGCAUUCCAUGGGAUAGCACAACUGACCAGAUGCUGUCCUCAGGGGAAGUGGCCAUCAAGGUUGUCCCAUGGUACAGCACAAGUGACCAGGAGCUGUCCUCAGUGGCAGAGGCCAUCAAGGGCAUUCCAGAGGACAGCAUGAGUGACCUGGAGCUGUCCGAAGGGGAAGUGGCCAUCGAGGGCAUUCCAGAGGAGAGCACGAGUGGCAAGGAGCUGUCCGAAGGGGAAGAGGCCAUCGAGGGCAUUCCAUGGGAUAGCACAACUGACCAGAUGCUGUCCUCAGGGGAAGUGGCCAUCAAGGUUGUCCCAUGGUGCAGCACAAGUGACCAGGAGCUGUCCUCAGUGGCAGAGGUCAUAAUGGGCAUUCCAGAGGACAGCAUGAGUGACCUGGAGCUGUCCGAAGGGGAAGAGGCCAUCGAGGGCAUUCCAUGGGAUAGCACAACUGACCAGAUGCUGUCCUCAGGGGAAGUGGCCAUCAAGGUUGUCCCAUGGUACAGCAAGAGUGACCAGGAGCUGUCCUCAGUGGAAGAGGCCAUCAAGGGCAUUCCAGAGGACAGCAUGAGUGACCUGGAGCUGUCCGAAGGGGAAGUGGCCAUCGAGGGCAUUCCAGAGGACAGCAUGAGUGACCUGGAGCUGUCCGAAGGGGAAGUGCCCAUCAGGGUUUUCCCAUGGGACAGCACAAGUGACCUGGAGCUGUCCUCAGUGGAAGUGGCCAUCGAGGGCAUUCCAGAGGACAGCAAGAGUGACAAGGAGCUGUUCUCAGUGGAUCAGGGCAUCGAGGUUAUUCCAUGGGACAUCAUGAGUGACCUGGAGCUGUCCUCAGUGGAAGAGGACAUCGAGGGCAUUCCAGAGGACAGCAAGAGUGACAAGGAGCUGUCCUCAGUGGAAGAGGACAUGGAGGUUAUUCCAUGGGACAGCAUGAGUGACCUGGAGCUGUCCUCAGUGGAAGAGGCCUUCGAGGGCAUUCCAGAGGCCUGGGUGGAGUGCCCGGCACAGGAGCCGUGCAGCCAAGGGCCGGCGCCUGCCCCGCACAGCCCCCGCAGCCCCUGGCCUGCCCGGCUGCGAGCCCAGGCCCUCCGCGGGCAGCCGGCUGCCCCCAGGAAACGUCCCUCCCGCUUCAGGCGGGCGCUGCGGGCGCUGCGGGGGCUGUUCUGCUGUCCCUGCCUGAGGCCACGGCCGGAGGAGUAAA
Vidua chalybeata is the source of this 2504-nucleotide messenger RNA. RefSeq lists its product as uncharacterized. NCBI's taxonomy places the organism in Eukaryota, Metazoa, Chordata, Aves, Passeriformes, Viduidae. The record is from RefSeq and is a predicted model, not a curated record. The transcript is spliced from 2 exons. Bases 296 to 2503 code for a protein of 735 amino acids.